This is a messenger RNA of Amphibalanus amphitrite, 3679 nucleotides long. Its product is annotated as probable nuclear hormone receptor HR38. Gene Ontology annotation, molecular function: nuclear glucocorticoid receptor binding; zinc ion binding; RNA polymerase II cis-regulatory region sequence-specific DNA binding. Gene Ontology annotation, biological process: cellular response to corticotropin-releasing hormone stimulus; regulation of transcription by RNA polymerase II. Gene Ontology annotation, cellular component: nucleus; transcription regulator complex. The transcript has 6 exons. NCBI's taxonomy places the organism in Eukaryota, Metazoa, Arthropoda, Thecostraca, Balanomorpha, Balanidae. Bases 835 to 2727 code for a protein of 630 amino acids. The record is from RefSeq and is a predicted model, not a curated record.
GUAUAGUGCUUACUGACUUCAUCUCGCGACUAAGCACAGUUAUAUUGUGUGACAAUUGACAAAGCCCAGCGUGAGUCAUAUUUAUGCAGUCGUUUACGUUUGUGUUGGCUCACGUGCACACCAAAGCGACCUGUUGCUCGCCCGCGUGGCGCCAGUCUGUCCACUCGUCAUUCUGUGACCGUCACAUCCCCACCGCCGUCCUAUUCUCCCCGGCGCCGGUACCGUCAGAGCCAAGCCGAGCCGCCACGCGCCGCGGCGCGGCCACGAGGGGAGAGAGGCGCCACAAAGAGUGACAGACACCGGGCCGCCCACGGGGGCUGUCAGCCGUCCGCUCUGAAUCACCUGUCCAACUGACAGCUCCCUGGUGACGGCGGCGGCGCCGGCGGGCUCCAGUCGUCACCCGGAGCCGCGGCCGUCACCACCGGAGUCCGUUCGACACUCUGCCGGCACUCCGUCCGACACUCCGUCCGACACUCUGCGAACACACGGUCCGACAUCGCUCCUGCUGGGCACUCCGUCCCGUUCAGACGAGUUCCGUACGGGCCUCAUCGGCUCGUAGCGCCGCCAACGCACCGCCCGUGGCGCCCCCUGCGUACCUGCGUUCCGACCGCCCGUCCAACCCAGCUCACCUGCAUCGUAACACCUGAGCCCCAUCACCCAACUCCUCGAUCCUAACUCGCUCACAUCUCAUACCUCUCACCUAGCUCUCGGAAAUCAAAGCAGCCGUGUGUCCGCCCGGCUCGCGGUGUCGUGAUCGGAAUUGGUGGCCUCAGUGUCCGGCGCCGCGCGCGCCCAGCUGCAACCAUUGAGCAGUUCGCGUGUCAAGACGGCCUGAUGACUGCCGGGCCUCUGAGCGCCUUCGCCCGACCGUCUGUUCAGUCUUCUGCCACGUCCCACUGGUCUUCGAGCACCAGUAGUCCGGCGCAAAGCAUGCUCCUUCUCCAGCCACAGGGGCACAACCAGCAGGGUUUCUCGGCUGUCCCGGACACGUACUCGUACGAGAGCGGCUGCUACUCGGCCGGCGGACAGCAGGACGAGUUCAAGCCGCUGAUCGAGUGCAGCGCGGCCGCCGAGCCGGCCGAGACGUCCCUGGCCGACAUCCUGCAGACGGAGAUGUUCGCUUCGGCCGUGGACAUGAAGCCGCAGCCGUUCUACAGCUCCCCGGCGGCCAGUCCGCCGGCGGCCGGGCCGGCGCGCGCCAGUCCGCCCGCCGCCGACCCCAUGACACUGCCCAGCUUUGAGGAGACGUACGCGCCGCGGCCACGGCUCGAGCCGUACCCGUACCGCCCCGAGAAGCCCACACCCGAGUACGGCGCGGCGUACGGCGGCUACACGGCCGACUACAGCCAGCUGUACCAGCGCGGCGGAGCGUUCUCGGCGCCGGAGUCGUACGCCGCCCAGCCGCGCUACCCGACCGAGCUGUACUCGCCGUUCUCGGGCCACCCGCCGGCCGUACCGCCGCCGUACCCCGGCCACGCCGCGCCGUACCCGGGCGUGGACGGCGGACACUCGGCGGCCGCGGCAGCGGCGGCCGCGGCAGCAGUUGCCAAGUCGAGACGGUCCAGCCUGCCGCUCAGCCUCAGCCGACAGGACGGGCUGGAUAUGAUGCGUAUGAGGAUCGGCGGCUCCUCGCCGGCCACUCCCAGCGCCACCUCCUCGCCCACGUCAGCCCGCGGCUCCCCGACCGACCAGAAGCCCAAGUCGCCCUCCCUGCUCUGCGCCGUCUGCGGCGACACCGCCGCCUGCCAGCACUACGGUGUGCGCACCUGCGAGGGCUGCAAGGGCUUCUUCAAGCGCACCGUCCAGAAGGGCGCCAAGUACGUGUGCAGCACCGGCAGCCAGAACUGCACGGUGGACAAGAGGCGGCGCAACCGGUGUCAGUUCUGCCGCUUCCAGAAAUGUCUCCAGAACGGGAUGGUGCGUGAGGUGGUGCGCACCGACUCGCUCAAGGGCCGCCGCGGCCGGCUGCCCAGCAAGCCCAAGUCGCCGCAGGAGCCGCCGCCAUCGCCUCCCGUGUCGCUCAUCACGGCGUUGGUGCGCGCUCACGUGGACACGUCUCCGGACGUGGCCAGCCACGACUUCUCUCAGCUGCGCGUGCCGGACGGCUCUCAGUCGCCCACCUCCGAGGCGGACAGCAUCCAGCGCUUCUACAGCCUGGUGACGUCCUCGAUCGACGUGAUCCGCGGCUUCGCCGAGCGCAUCCCCGGCUUCUCGGAGCUGUGCCGAGAGGACAAGGAGCUGCUGUUCCAGUCGGCGUCCCUGGAGCUGUUCGUCUUGCGGCUGGCCUACAGGUACAACCCGCAGGACGACAAGUUUGUGUUCGAGACCGGUCUGGUGCUGCACCGCCUGCAGUGCGAGAGAACCUUCCGCAACUGGCUGCAGCCCAUCGUGGACUUUUCGGCCAGCCUCCGAGCCAUGGAGCUGGACGUGUCGUCCUUCGCCUGCCUGGCCGCCCUCACACUCAUCACUGACCGUCACGGCGUCAGAGAGCCGCAGAAGAUCGAAUCGAUCCAGGGGCGCAUCAUCAACAGCCUGCGCGACCACAUCACCUACGGGAGGGGCGUGAAGCGCUCCUCCACCUACAUGCCGCAGGUGCUGGGCAAGCUGCCCGAGCUGCGGUCGCUCAGCCUGCAGGGCCUGCAGAUCCUGUUCUACCUGAAGCUGCAGGACCUGGUGCCGGCACCUCCCCAGAUCGAGAGUCUGUUCGCGCAGGGUCUGCCGUUCUAAAGGGCAGCCGGCGCACCCCACCGGCCGGUCAAAUAAUCAAAACGGCGAGGCAGUGCCGCCCACUGCCUCUCUCUUUCUCUGGCGCUCUGUCUCUCCUCUAUCUCGCUCUCUUCCUAUCUCUAUCCGGCUGUCCUAUGUGCGCUGGCUGGCGCAGCCGCAGCUGUGAGCGUGUGAGAGUCGCUGUGAGUCGGUGAGAAGUGGAACUGUGGCCGCAGGCCGGCCGGGACGCAAUGCGCAGGACGCGAACUUAUCGCGCGGGAAUUUGUACGUAUCGGCGACUGCCAGACAAGCAGGGAGGGCGGGUAAGAGCGCGAGAGUGGACGUUCAGCCUUGACUAGUGUACCUGUUCGCUGUGAGAGGAGCGCCUAUCGGGACGCCUACGGCUAUCCCGCUGCCUUUCUCUUUACAUGUACAUAUCGGUGUCACGCUUUUUGUGUUACUGGCUCAAUAUGGUUUGAAAUCUCGAUUGGUGUUUGUGUCUGUGUGUAAUCCGUUGCCGCUGGUACGCAAUAAGUUUCGGUUGGCGCUGGGCCGGCUUCAUUGGCGCUGCGCGCGCCCUCGCGGAGCGCGCGGUGCAGUUGUAUGUUCCUCGUUUUCGGUCCGUGCUGCGCGUGCCUGCGCAGUCGUUCUUGGUGUGUCGCCGGUCCGAGGGCCACUCGAGCCUUCCGUGUCCACAUAUCUAGGUGUCAUGGCGGCGGUCGGAGCGAGCGAGCGAGCAGGUGGGUGCCGCUGCUCUGCCGCGCUGCCUUCCUCGCUGCCCGCUUGUCGAGCGUCUCGCCAGUAUACAUCCCGCUGCGCCGGGACCGGCCGCCGGUCCGCCGGCCCGCGCGCCCCCGCGGCCACCUCGGCCCGCUGCUGCCGACCCGACCCGGUCCAGCCCAGCCGCUGCACCACUCAUACGUUGUUGACCCACUACAUAUAUAUUGUUAACAAUAAAUCUCAACACGUUGUA